AUGGAGCUUAAAUCAACUACGGGAUUUUUCAUGGAAUGGAAGCUCACUUGGAGUUGAUUAGCUGAACCAAGAUCUAAGGCUUAGUUGGGAUGAAGUUUUGGAAUUGUACAAUGAUAAAAUACGGUUUGUUGUUGAAAUCGUGUGGAUAUAAGUUGAUUGUUCCUUGGCUUUUGCUUGUAUCGAAUCUUUCUUGAGGCUGUAAUUUGUUAGAUUUGUCGUUGCUGCCUGUCCUUUUACUUCGUUUCCCUUCCUAAAUGAACCGAACUAAUAUUGCAGACUCCAAAAGUUAGCACUAUAGGACCUGUGAGUUUAUGUUUGGAUCCAAUAUAUGUUUCUUUUGCACACUUUGAUAGUACCUAAACAGUUCUCAAUGUUAAACAAAGUGACAUGAUAGAGUUUUUUUUUUUCUGGCAAUCUAACUAUGCCUGAAGAAAAACAGAAGUUGGACCAAAAACCAGUGCAGCCGUUGUUGAAAUCGUGUGGAUAUAAGUUGAUUGUUCCUUGGCUUUUGCUUGUAUCGAAUCUUUCUUGAGGCUGUAAUUUGUUAGAUUUGUCGUUGCUGCCUGUCCUUUUACUUCGUUUCCCUUCCUAAAUGAACCGAACUAAUAUUGCAGACUCCAAAAGUUAGCACUAUAGGACCUGUGAGUUUAUGUUUGGAUCCAAUAUAUGUUUCUUUUGCACACUUUGAUAGUACCUAAACAGUUCUCAAUGUUAAACAAAGUGACAUGAUAGAGUUUUUUUUUUCUGGCAAUCUAACUAUGCCUGAAGAAAAACAGAAGUUGGACCAAAAACCGGUGCAGCCGUGAGACAGGAACCAUCAGCUCCAAAAGAGGAGCCUAUUUCUGACAAUCGGGCCCAGACUUUUACAUAUCGACAAUUGGCAAAUGCGACCAAAAAUUUCAGAGCAGAAUCCAUGGUUGGACAGGGUGGAUUUGGGUCUGUUUAUAAAGGAAAAUUAGAAAGUGGUCAGGUUAUAGCUAUUAAGAAACUUGAUAAGACUGGUCUCCAAGGGGACAAGGAGUUCCUUGUGGAGUUUCUCAUGCUUUCACUUUUGAAUCACCCAAAUCUUGUCAAUUUGAUUGGUUACUGUGCCGAAGGGAAUCAGCGCCUUCUUGUAUAUGAGUACAUGCGGCAGGGAUCAUUGGAAGAUCACCUCCAUUAUCUUGAACCUGAUGAGAAACCUUUGGACUGGAACACGAGAAUGAAAAUAGCUUCUGGUGCAGCCCAGGGAUUGGAAUAUCUUCACUGCGGAGCAACUCCACCUGUUAUAUAUAGAGACUUGAAAUCAUCUAACAUACUAUUAGGUGACGGAUUCAACCCAAAACUCUCUGAUUUUGGGUUUGCAAAAUUUGGUCCGAGUGGAGAUAAAUCACACGUUUCCACCAGGGUCAUGGGAACCCAUGGUUACUGUGCCCCUGAGUACCUCACUAGUGGAAAAUUGACUACGAAGUCUGACAUCUUUUGUUUUGGGGUUGUUCUAUUGGAGCUGAUAACAGGCCGUAAAGCUUUUGAUGAUACACGUGCUUGUGAUGAACGACUCCUUGUUGAUUGGGCACGACCAAUGUUUAAGGACGGAAAGAACGUUGCAAACUUAGCAGAUCCACUACUGGGAGGCCACUUUUCGAAAUCCGGCUUGCAGAAGGCUCUAGAGGUGGCCGUGAUGUGCAUCGAAGAAAAUGCAAAUUCGAGACCCUCUGUUAGUGAACUAGUGAUAGCUCUGGAUUAUUUCAAUUCUCAUCCAUAUAACUCGGAAGAAGCUAAAAGGGAUAGUGUGAAAGGGCCCGGAAACAGUGACUCUCCAAUCGAAACAACCGGGAUGUUAGGCGUGGAUUACGAAAGAGAACGAGCCGUCGCUGAGGCCAAGAUGUGGGGAGAGAGUUGGAGAGGGAAAAAAGGAUCAGUAGGAUAGAAGUGCAGAAAAAUGCUAUGCAGGGAUGAUCAAACAGAAACAAAAGUUUUGAAGAAGCU
Molecule: messenger RNA, 1968 nt
Organism: Hibiscus syriacus
Lineage: Eukaryota; Viridiplantae; Streptophyta; Magnoliopsida; Malvales; Malvaceae
Product: serine/threonine-protein kinase PBS1-like
Exons: 7
Coding region: 914-1909 (331 amino acids)
Biological process (GO): protein phosphorylation
Molecular function (GO): protein kinase activity; ATP binding
Source: RefSeq, a predicted model, not a curated record